GCUAAGACUACUUGUAGGACUUAUUGUUGAGAGCUAGAUAAGCUUCCAUCUACAUACUCAUCUCUCCGCCUCCUUGGGAGAUCAAGGCAAGAUUGCGUGAUAUACCACAGCCACACCGAACCGGCCGUUCACACAUUGCGAAAUUCGCCCACAUUUUGAAGCCAAGUGAUUGAGUUAAUACGACAUAAAGUGGUGCCCCUGAGACUUACCGCGGCCGUGCUGAGAUGGGCAAAAGAUCACUUUGGUCAGGUAGCUGUGUCGAGCGAUUUCCGCUCAGAAAUGCGAGUGUCGCGUGAGCCACAUAGGAAAGGCCGGUUGGUCGCCAGCAAUGUUACGUAGAGGCCAAGCCUAGGCUGAUUUACCGAGACUACCUAGGUAAUCGACCACAUGGAUACACUUCGCUUGAAGUGGAGAUAUAUGUCUCCUUCAAUGUCCGAUCAUCAUUGCUGCGGUCGACCCCUUGCGUAGACCCCCACGAAGCUCCCGGUAUAAAAAGCGCUGCUGUCAGGUCCGUUGCAACAAAUUAAUUUCCUCAUCAACUAUAUUAUUACCUCUCAUAUUCAGAUCUCUUAACGACACUUAACAUCUCCAAACAAUAAACACAAACUAUAGACGAAUAUGAGGUUCGAGUUAGCGUUAGCCUCUAUUAUAGGAAUGACGGGGGUCAUGGGAGUGGACCCCGGUUCUAUCGGAAUGGGGGAUGCCCUGACCACGGCCAACAUGCCCGAAGAGUUCCUGGACGAUGUCUACUUCGUCGAGCAUGUGCCGUUGAUGGCUCUCCAAGUCGAUCCGCGAAUCUCGUACGCCCUCUACGUCCCCACCACCCACUACACCGCGGAUCCGGCCAAGUCAGGCGGCCCCAAGCUUCCCUUGCUCGUGUACGUCCACGGGACUGGCAGAAACACCGUGGCCAUCUUUGACGAACUGGUGCCCUUUUCCAACUCGACCCCCUGUGCCAUUGUAGCACCUGUUUUCCCCAUGGGGCUAGACGGACCCAACGACCUCGACUCCUACAAGCAAAUCAAUGGCAAGACGCUCCGCUCCGAUAACGCACUCCUGUCCGUCCUUGACCAGGUCUCCGUCCGUUGGCCCGGCAUUGAGACGAGCAAAGUGUUCAUGAUGGGGUUCUCGGGCGGCGGCCAGUUUGCCCACCGCUUCCUGUACCUGCACCCUGAUCGCCUGGCCGGCAUCAGCGUGGGAUCCCCGGGACGUCCCACCUUCCUGGACAAUACACAGGACUGGCCUGUGGGAACCAAGGACGUGCAAGCUGUUUUUGGCAAGGCCAUCGACACGGCCGCCAUCGCCAAACUACCCAUCCAGCUAGUCGUCGGAAACAAGGACACAGAAAUUCACGGAGACGAAGCAUUCUGGGAGUGGAAGAAGGAGACCUUUGGUGAUGGUGGCCUGCCCCCUAUGAAUGAGACACGAGUAGAGUCCAUCGAGAAGUUGCGUGACUCCUGGUCGGCAGCGGGGAUCCAGACUCAGUUUAACGUUGUGGAUGGGGUGGCUCAUCAAGAAACUGGGGUUCGUUCGACGGUGUUAGGAUUCUUAGGGCCUUUAAUCGCGAAAGGGAUUUAAAUAAUAAUCUAUAAAAAAGGGAUUAAAUUUAUGCUUAUGUAUUUUUUUUUUAAAUAUAUUGGCUUUUAAUUAAGAG
Molecule: messenger RNA, 1654 nt
Organism: Hypoxylon fragiforme
Lineage: Eukaryota; Fungi; Ascomycota; Sordariomycetes; Xylariales; Hypoxylaceae
Product: alpha/beta-hydrolase
Exons: 1
Coding region: 619-1578 (319 amino acids)
Source: RefSeq, a predicted model, not a curated record